AUCUGGCAGAGUGCUGACAAACACCACACAGGGGAGAAUAUGUAGGACAGAGGCACUGGUCAAGGCCAGUCUGCUAUCAUGAGGUAAAUAAUUAACAAUGGUUUUAUAUAAUUUCACCUGAAGAUGCACCUCCCAUCAUAAAACUCCCAUAAGUCCUUCUAUGGCAAUCUGUAAGAGGCACAACAGCAGUAAAAGACCAUAAACACAGAGGGCCCCUUCACCAAGUGAACUAACAGAAGAGAAAAGGUGGGGCUAUAACAGAGGAUAGAACGCUCCUAUUCAAACACACACACACUGCCUGUUCACACAGCAGAGAAACAUGGCAGUGUUGCAAGGCGGUUUCACGGUUCCUUUCCUCGUAGUCAGCGUCUUCAUCGCUGCCCUCACCUACAUCACCUACAAGCUGCUCAGCGACUAUCUGCAAAAAUGGUUCCAGAUGAAGCCAAUCCCUGAGGUGGGGGGGACGUACCCCUUCAUCGGGAAUGCACUGCAGUUUAAAAGUAACGCUGGAGAUUUCUUUCGUCAAAUUGAGGAUUACACCAAAGAGUUUGCUAGUGCACCCCUGCUCAAACUGUGGAUUGGACCAGUCCCGUUCGUGGUUCUGUUCCAUGUUGAAACUGUGGAGCCGAUUGUGUCCAACCCUGUUCACAUGGAGAAAGCUAUCGUGUAUAAAUUCCUUCAUCCCUGGCUUGGAACGGGCCUCCUCACUAGCAAUGGGACCAAGUGGCGUCAGCGAAGAAAGAUGUUGACUCCCACCUUCCACUUUUCCAUCCUGGCGGACUUCUUGGAGGUGAUGAACGAGCAGGCGGAGGUCCUGGUGGAGAAGCUGGAGAAGCAGGCGGGGAAGGGUCCAUUCAACUGCUUCAGCCACAUAACCCUGUGUGCAUUGGACAUCAUCUGUGAAACUGCGAUGGGAAAGAAAGUGUACGCCCAGAGUAAUUCAGAUUCAGAGUAUGUGAAGAGUGUUUAUAAAAUGAGUGACAUCAUCAGCCGCAGACAGAGGAAGCCUUGGUUCUGGUCUGACUUUGUGUACUACUACGUAGGUGAGGGUCAGGAGCACAACAGGAUUCUCAAGAUCCUGCACUCCUUUACAUACAAAGUGAUAAAUGAAAGAGCAGAGUACAUUUCCAACAGUGACUCAGACAGCGAGUCUGAAAACGGCAUCAAGAAGAGACGAGCGUUUCUGGACAUGCUCCUAAAAACCACGGAUGACGAAGGCAACAAGAUGAGCCACCAGGACAUUCAGGAGGAAGUGGACACCUUUAUGUUUGAGGGACAUGACACUACAGCAGCCUCUAUGAACUGGGCCCUGCAUCUACUGGGCUCUCACCCCGAGGCGCACCGCAAAGUUCAACAAGAGCUCGACGAGGUGUUCGGUACAUCUGAUCGGCCUGCUUCCACAGAAGACCUGAAGAAGCUUAAAUACCUGGAUUGUGUGAUCAAGGAGGCCCUGCGACUGUUCCCCUCUGUGCCUUUCUUUGCCCGCUGGAUCCGUGAGGACUGCCAUAUCAAUGGUUUUAAGGUGCCCAAAGGAGCCAAUGCCAUCAUCAUCCCAUAUGCUCUCCAUCGUGACCCUCGGUUCUUCCCUGAGCCCGAGGAGUUCAGACCUGAACGCUUCCUACCUGAGAAUUCAGUGGGGAGGCCUGCGUAUGCUUACAUCCCCUUCUCUGCUGGACUCCGCAACUGUAUCGGUCAGCGUUUUGCACUGAUGGAAGAAAAGGUAAUCUUGUCAUCUGUUCUGCGUAACUUCAACGUGGAAGCCUGUCAGACACGAGAGGAGCUGCGGCCGGUGGGAGAACUCAUCCUGAGACCAGAGAAUGGCAUCUGGAUCAAACUGGAAAAGAGGAAACCCCAGACCUCAUAAAACUCUCUGUAUUAUUUCUGAAUUCUUCCUCCUUUGGUGCUCGGUGUUUACGGUUUGUCCUUCCUAAUUUAAACGCACGCACUGUAAUGUUUUCUAAAUAACCCAGGAGAAGUCAGGGAGAGUGGUGACCUCUGUGUUUAGGUUUUAGAAUUUUCUCAUCAUCUUUGACCUCCUAAUUACAAAAAGUAAGCUCAGUAAAAAUAAAGCUAGAUCUUAAUUUGUUGACAUUGUUAGUUUUAGUUUAAAAAAAGGCUUCAUGAGGCAAUAAACUUGCCCCGUCCAUCAUCAACUGUUUGCUGUUUUUGUUACUCAAAAACGGAUUUAACACAAAAAACAACUGUUCAAGUGAACUGUUCAAUUCAAAUCCUUCAAAACCUCCUAAGUGCUCAGCAAUCAUUGCCUUAGAAAAUCAUAAAGAAGCUCCAUUAAACUCAUCUUUAGAGUACAAACAUACUACUCACUAAACAAAAUGUAUUGUUUUUUGUCCUUUAAUAGCCAUAAUUGUUGAUAAAAAGUAUUUAAACACCAUGUUUCAGAUGCAUAAGAUGUUCUGUUUUCAAUGAAUUUUGAUGAAAGGUAUACAACAAAUGAAUAAAUGAAUCUUGUGCUGUACCA
Molecule: messenger RNA, 2479 nt
Organism: Notolabrus celidotus (New Zealand spotty)
Lineage: Eukaryota; Metazoa; Chordata; Actinopteri; Labriformes; Labridae
Product: cytochrome P450 4V2
Exons: 11
Coding region: 320-1864 (514 amino acids)
Molecular function (GO): heme binding; iron ion binding; oxidoreductase activity, acting on paired donors, with incorporation or reduction of molecular oxygen
Source: RefSeq, a predicted model, not a curated record